Vespa mandarinia (Asian giant hornet) is the source of this 4939-nucleotide messenger RNA. It is a transcript of the gene Hip14, whose product is annotated as palmitoyltransferase Hip14. Gene Ontology annotation, molecular function: palmitoyltransferase activity; protein binding. The record is from RefSeq and is a predicted model, not a curated record. NCBI's taxonomy places the organism in Eukaryota, Metazoa, Arthropoda, Insecta, Hymenoptera, Vespidae.
UCGUCAAGUGGUCGCUAGGUGGUGCCUAAAUACCAAUCUUCCCCUUCCAUUAUUACAUAUAUACAACAUGGGAUUCUCAUUCCCCUUGUCCUCUCGGACAACCCUACUGAGGUUUCAUUGCAAUGAGCCGGCGCCCCAUCCCCCAUGGAUAUUCGCCCCUUUGAAGCUAAACUUUGCGUCUCGUAUUACGAGAGCACGCGAGUCAGUAUGUACGAGCAUUGACAGAACCGCUAAAAUUUGUAAGGAUGUAUGCGUUACAAAUGCAAACUGCUUGUCAAGGAGAAGGCAAUGGAGAACCUGAUAUCCCGGCUAGCCUUCAUCAAGAACCUACACGACCAUCUAUACAAGACUGUAGCUCCUUUGAUAUUGUUAGAGCUACUCAGUAUGGAGCAUUGGAUCGUGUUACCGAAUUGGUAGAAGCCGGAGCAGAUGUAAAUCAACCAGAUGCAGAAACAGUAACAUUACUGCAUUGGGCAGCAAUAAAUAAUUAUAAAGAUAUAGUAAAGUAUCUAAUGGUUAAAGGAGCUGUUGUUGAUGCUAUUGGUGGUGAAUUAAUUUCGACUCCAUUGCAUUGGGCAACUAGGCAAGGACAUUUAGGUAUAGUGGUUAUAUUGAUGAGAGCAGGAGCUGAUCCAACUUUAAGAGAUUCCGAAGGCUUUUCAUGCAUUCACUUAGCAACUCUAUUUGGUCAUACAGCUAUUGUAGCUUAUUUAGUUGCGAAAGGAGUCAAUCCAAAUAUGUUAGAUAGAAGUGCUAUGACACCUCUUAUGUGGAGCGCUUACAAAGUUAAUAGUUUAGAUCCCACAAGGUUGUUAUUAACAUUAGGUGCAUCGCAUACACUAACAGAUAAUUUACACGGUAAUACAGCUUUACAUUGGGCUAUUAUAGCCAAAAAUAAUACAGCGAUAUCUACGUUAGUUCAUCAUGGAGCAUCCUUAGAUAUUCCAAACUUUAAAAAUGAGACCCCAAUGACAUUAUUAGGACCUCACAUUGGAGCUGCUUGGUUGGGUCAUAAAAUAAGUCAAGAGAUUAAAGAAAAACAAGGACGUACAAGGACAUGGUGCAGGGAUAAGAGAAUACGCUGGUAUUGUAUGGUCAGUACACCAUUUAUAGUGUUUUAUGUAAUAGGAAUGAUAUUACAAAGUGGAUUGGAUUAUAUAAUAAAACUAGGUGCCUUCAUAAUGCUCUAUGUAGGAAUAUAUUCAGCUAAUCAUUUUAUCUUUGAUGAAAGACUAUUUCAUAUCUUGCCAUUGUCCAUUUAUUUGGCUACUAAGAUGUGGAUAUAUGUUACAUGGGUAUUCUGGUUAGGCAUUCAUGCAGCUUGGUAUUUAUGGUUAUUAUUAAUUGGGGGUUCCGUUCCUCUUUGGAUAUGCUUCUUACAAUCUUGGCGUGGAGACCCAGGAGUCAUUACAGCAAGUCAUGAAGAUAAAUUAAACACAAUAAUAGAAUUAGCUGAGUCAGGUGGUUUUGAACCGCAAUGGUUUUGCAGCAGUUGUUUAGUUAGGAGACCUGUACGAUCAAAGCAUUGUUCUACAUGUGAUAGAUGUAUCGCAAGAUUUGAUCAUCACUGUCCUUGGGUUAAUAACUGUAUUGGAGCACACAAUCAUAAAUAUUUUCUAGGUUUUUUGGCAUCGUUAUUAGGUCUGUGCAUUGUUAUUUUAUCUGCUAGUGUGCAAUACUGGCAGUUUGAAUGUUGGACUAAUUUGACAAAUGGUCAUAGCGCAGAUAAUUAUUUAGUAGCUACUGCUACCUGCGAUGCUUGGAUUAUGUGGAUCGCAGCAAAUACCUCUCUUCAUUCAUUUUGGGUUGGCAUGUUGUUAGCUUGUCAAUGUUAUCAGAUCAUGGUACUUGGAAUGACCACAAAUGAAAGAAUGAAUGCUGGACGUUAUACGCAUUUCAAACAAGGAAAUCCAUUCCAUCGUGGUGCACUACAGAAUGCUGCUGAUUUUUGCAAUUUUAAUUUUUGUGGAGUAAAAGCAAAACCAAGUUCUGAUUGGUUACACAGUUUUGACCUUAAACAAAGUAUUGAAAAAUUACCUUUACUUGCUGCGAAAGAAAAUUUUCAAUAUGUUUAAGUUUGAUAGGUCAACGAAAACUUUUUUCAUUGACAUAAUAAAAAUCUAGCCAUUAGAAGCUAACCUAUGCCAUAUCAAAUACCUGAACUUCUGGCCCACCAAAGAAUUGUUGUGAAAAUGUAAGUGAUCUUUCAUAAAGCAGUAAUUACUCGCAUGAUUGUUUACGUUAUAUAUAUAUAUAUAUAUAUAUAUAUAUAUAUAUAUAUAUAUAUAUAUAUAAUAGACAGACACAUACACACACACACACACACAUACACAUAUAUUUUAAAUAAUCCAAUCCAGUGAUAGAGCAUAAGAAUUUAAAAAUUUGUCUACUUUAAAAGACUGUUUGGUCACAAACAUGCAUAUCCCAUGAUAUACAUUUUGCAACGGAGUACUAUGCACAAUUAAUAUCUUCUUUCUUCUCUGAAAGUUAUCUACCAACUAAUUUUAAUUCAUCAUUGAGAUUAUACUUUCUAUGAUUUGAUGUGUGUAUUUUUGUUGUGGACAUUAUCAUAUAUAUACAUAUAUAUAUACACACACACACUCUCUAUUUUAUACCUCUCUAUAAUUAUUUUAUUAUUCUGUAAUAUUUGUAAAUACGAAUGUCUUGCCAUUCUACAUAUAAAUUAAUUUCAAAUAUGUAGCCAUCAAUAUCAUCAGGAUAUUAUACAAUUCUAUAAAAACAGAAUAAUAAGAUCUGUAUUUGAAAAUCUAUAUUACAAAUGAUAAGGAAACGUAUAAAAUAAACAGAUUAUUAAACAAUGUAAUGGGUCUAGAUUAAAUUAGGAUAUUUAGUUAACUAUAAGUCAGAGAUAUGCAUGAAUAUUAUGUGCAAAUAAAAAAUACAUUGAUUAUAUAUAUGACUGCAUGGUCACAGUAAGAUCUCAUGUUUUAUUACUUUACUGUGCCUUUGUCCGUCUUAAUCUGACAAUGGUAAACAAAAUCUUUAUCUAAUCUAGACCCAAGCAAUGACAUUGUUGAAUACUGUUAAAAUGUAUGUAUAUAUGAAUAUACAGAUACACAUAGACAUACACACAACACAAUUAUAGCUUUAUUUGUUAAUAUAAUAUCCAUUUCAUAUGAAUGAAGAGUAAAUUCUUAUCUAAAUAUAAUUAAUUGAAAGUAUUCAUAUUAAUCAGUUAAUACGAUAGAGAUAGUUUUGAAAAUGUGUUACGUCAACUAACAAGAGAUUAAUUUUCUACAAAUCUUGGAAUUAUUAUUGGAAUUUUCUUAAUUAAAAUUAUAAUCGCAUGAGAAAAAUAAUUUAAAUGAAUUUGAACGAAAGUGACAAUUUAUUUAAUAUAAUAAUUAAAUGUAAAGGGAUGAAUAUGAAAUAUGAAAACUCUUUUAAUUUUACUGUUAAUGCUAAUUCAUCGAUUAUAUCCCAUUUUUAAAUAAGAUUAUGUACUACGAAGUUUAAUUAUAAUUAUAUUAUACUAUAUAUUAUUUAUUUGUACUUAUAGAAGAAUUCUAAUAUACGAAUGAUAUUGUAGUUACAAAGUAUAUUACACGUCUUCAGGAAUCAUUGUAAGAGAAAAACCUUGGCAUAAAGCUUGCCAUUAAAUUUUUAUCUAUUGAAAAUAAUACUUUAAAGAAUUAUCAAUGUUAAUGUAAAUUAGAAAAAUAUCUACUAUUAUUACAAAUCUGUAGAGGUUGUACUUAAAAACACUAUACUAUAUUUAUACUUAUACACAUGUAAUGAAGAUAAAAAUGAGGUAUUCACUAAAAUUAUUUGUUAUACUGUGAAUGAAAAACAAACAAAAAAUUAUUCUAUUAUUUAUGUGAUAUCUAAGAUUAGUAAUUGUAAAGACAAGAAAAACAUAAGAAACAAUAUGUAGUAUUUUUAGCUUGUUUAUAAUUUUAUGUUCACUUUUUUCUUAAAAACAUUUUAUUAUUAAUAUUAAUUAAGCAUUAAUUACACACUUGACUGAAAUCAAAAUUAUUUCUUAUACAUUCCAAAAGUUAAAUGUGUAUUAUAAUCAAUUUAUAGAUGUAACAAUAUUUUUCAAUGCAUUAUACUGAACAUUAAUUUUAAAAUAUUACUUUUACCGAUCAUUGAUUACCACAAAUAUUCGAUGUGGCGCUUGAACGAUCAAAGGUGUAAAUUAUAUAGUAAGAAUUUUUUCAAUAACUUUUAAAAUAAAUUAUAAUUGUGAAUGAAAUAAUGCUACUUUGUAACACUGAAUUUCAUCUACACUUAUAAUAAUUUUGUACGAUAAGUAACUAUGUACACGUAGUUAAAGAAUCUAGUAAUUGGAUAAUCAUAUAAAUUUUAUCCAAGAAUAAUAUAAAUGUCAACAAAAGAGUAUUCUUAUUAAUUUCUUAAUCUAGAAAUACCAUUGUUCUAUCAAAAGUUUCAAUGGAGACAACUUGACGAUGAUGUUUCUUUGAUGCAAUAUACUAAAAUAUUGAAAAUAUAGUAUUUUAAACAUAGUCAUUAAUUAAACAAAAAGCAAUAUAACGCUGUACAAAUGUUUCUUAAAUAUCUUUUUACUUAUCAGACAGUGCCUGAGAAUAAUAACAAAAUUAAAAAUAUAAGAAAUAAUUGUGCGUCAUAAUUAUCAGAAAGAAACAUAAGAGAUAAUCUUGGCACUGACUAGAGAUAAUUAUUUCAAACUUUUGUGACUAAUCAGUAAUUCGUUCGUUCUUAUGUAAAUUCUAUAUAGUUUAAUCGUAUGCUCUGCAAAGAGAUACAUAAUAAUAGUAAUAAAUGUGAUUUCGUUGUUUUCAUAAUAGUCAAACACAUUAGCGAAAAGCAUCCAGCAUGAUAUUCGAUAUAGCAUAAUAAAUUUAUAUGACCUUUUACAGUUUAACGCGCUUGUACAGAAUCGCUAAGAAACAUAUGUACAAAAAUUGAAAAUAUAUAAGUAUAUUUAUCUUAA